ACCUACACAGCCUCUUGGAAGGGAACUCACUUGGGGCUCGGCUGCGUGGGUCUCUAGUUGUUCACUGUGAGAAAGCAAGAUGCACUUUAGAAACUUUAACUACAGUUUUAGCUCCCUGAUUGCCUGUGUGGCAAACAGUGAGAUCUUCAGCGAAAGUGAAACCAGGGCCAAAUUUGAAUCCCUCUUUAGGACUUAUGACAAAGAUAUCACCUUUCAGUAUUUUAAGAGCUUCAAACGAGUCCGAAUAAACUUCAGCAACCCCUUAUCAGCAGCCGACGCCAGACUCCAACUGCAUAAGACUGAGUUUCUUGGGAAGGAAAUGAAGUUAUAUUUUGCUCAGACGUUACACAUAGGAAGCUCCCACCUGGCUCCACCAAACCCAGACAAGCAGUUUCUGAUCUCUCCUCCCGCGUCCCCUCCAGUUGGUUGGAAGCAAGUAGAAGAUGCGACUCCAGUCAUAAACUAUGAUCUUUUAUAUGCUAUCUCCAAGCUAGGCCCAGGGGAAAAGUAUGAAUUACACGCAGCGACCGACACCACUCCCAGUGUGGUGGUCCAUGUAUGUGAGAGUGAUCAAGAGAAUGAGGAAGAAGAGGAGAUGGAAAGAAUGAAGAGACCCAAACCAAAAAUUAUCCAGACCAGAAGGCCGGAGUACACACCUAUCCACUUAAGCUGAACCGGCACACAGAUGGAGAAGUAGUCCAAAUCGUGCUCGUGGAGAGGAUCUUUUACUGUGCACGUGGCCGGUCACUGCUUUGGAGGUGGCAGCCGUGAUCGCUGUGGCAGAAACUCCAGUUCAUGUUGCUCAGAAGAGAAUCAAGGCUUCGUCUCCUUGUUCUAAUGCUGCACAUCAGUCAAUGUUCAUGGCACUCGGGAAUGUCUUGGGCCAAUCACUGAGUUUGUGGUGAUCGCACAAGGACAUUGGGGGACGUCUUGAGAAAACCGAUAACGAUAGUGUUUUAUACUUGUUCUUUUCUGGUAGGUUCUGUUUUUGCCACGGGCAGGUUGAUCAUUGGGUCCCAGGAGAUUUCUGUUUCUAAUCAGCCCACAGGAUAGACUCUCUCUACCAAUAGGAAGAGACACCAUGCGAAGGUGCCAAGGGUCUAACGCAGGAAGAUUGUGAAAACAACACCACAGUGUGGACCUUGUAGUGUUUCAUCUCUUCCCUCAUGUUCUAAUGUCUGUGCAUGUAUAUUACUGAUUUUCAGACUAACCUUUGUUUGUGUAUAAAGUUAAGCCAUUGUCGUUUGACAUCUUUUGGGAAGCUAGGAAAGCAUUUGAGCAAUGGGUCACCUUUCCGGAUUCUUGACUCUCUUUGCAGUAGCACGCCCUCGUAGAAUUCUACCUGGGAUACAUUCGCUAGCCUCCUCCCUGGUGCAAGAGGCACCUUGCACUUUUCCAAGAGGAGCUGGUCUGAAAUUGCUAUGUAGAGUUUAGCGUGUACAAUUCAGAGAACAACAGUAUCACUGCCAAUAUUCAGUGAGUGAACAUUUUUAGUUUAGGUGUUUGGGGUCAGACAUUGGUUUUAGUUAUUUCUUUAACGUGGUGGUUUAUAUCCAUGAGUCAUAGCCGGAAACCUUUUGGGGAACUGUGGCUUGAAAUAGUUGAUUCUUUUACCCCAGCAAAACAUCACAAUAAACUUGUAAAUAAAGCCGAUAGUAUAUAAUCAUACCUGUUGUACACUUCGGUGAAAAAUAUGGCAGUGGAAGAAUAGUGUCAGAUGUAUUAACCUACCUGUGAGUUGUAUGUUGUAGAAAAAGAUGUCUAACAGGACUUGAAUUCAAAGCAUGUGAAGUGGAUUGUAGACGUGUGGUGAUACGAGAAGGAUGCAGUGCCUUUCCCCAUUAAUUCCUGAUGGAAUUGUUAUAUUAGGUUAAUAUUUGUCAUUUUUUUUCUAGUUGUAAUGUGUAUGUCUGGUAAAUAGGUAUUAUAUUUUGGCCUUACAAUAUCAUAACAAAGUGUGUCAUUUUGAAAUACCUAAUGCCAAGUAAUAGUGCAUGCUUUGGAAAUCUGGAAGACAGUUUUCUUUGAAAAGCAAAUACCUUUGCAUUGAAUUGAUUGUUCAUAUCGAGAAAUUGAUCGAAUGUUCUCACAAUCCUGUUUACAGUACUUGGUAGGAGGGAGCCGGUGAGGGGGAGACCGUUGCAUAGCUGUGUUAGUGUUUCUAGUUAAGUGCUUUUAAACUGGAGAGGCUAACCUCAAACUAUUUUUUUUAACUGCAUUCUAUAAUAAAUCGGCACAGUAUGCUCUUUAUGGAAAAGUGA
Molecule: messenger RNA, 2261 nt
Organism: Tupaia belangeri chinensis (Chinese tree shrew)
Lineage: Eukaryota; Metazoa; Chordata; Mammalia; Scandentia; Tupaiidae
Gene: RCAN1
Product: regulator of calcineurin 1
Exons: 4
Coding region: 80-673 (197 amino acids)
Biological process (GO): calcium-mediated signaling
Cellular component (GO): nucleus; cytoplasm
Molecular function (GO): nucleic acid binding; calcium-dependent protein serine/threonine phosphatase regulator activity
Source: RefSeq, a predicted model, not a curated record